AAGAAAAUAUUUUAGGCAAAAGCAUUUCCAAUAGAAGUAUUUUACAGCUACUUCCAAGACUUCUUUCGGAAUUCUCUCUCUCUCUCUCUAAAACUCUCUUGGCUGCAGCUUUUCCUGUGGUCGGUCGUUCUAAAAUGGCUCGAAAUAAGGAAGCAUUGGUUUUGUUACUUGAUGUUAGCCCAUCGAUGCAUAAUAUUUUGCAAGAAGUUGAAAAAGUCUGCUCCAUGCUAGUUCAAAAGAAGUUGAUUUACAGCAAAUAUGAUGAAGUAGGAGUUGUUUUAUUUGGAACUGAAGAUACGAACAAUGACCUGACAACGGAAGUGGGUGGAUAUGAACAUGUGAAUGUGUUGCAGCAGAUUAGAGUUGUUGAUAAAGAUAUCGUUGAAGCUUUACAGCAGCUUCCUCGAGGAACUGUUUCUGGUGAUUUUCUUGAUGCCAUUGUGGUGGGGAUGGAUAUGCUGAUAAAAAAAUUUGGACCAACAAACAAGGGCAAGAAACGCCUUUGCCUUGUUACAAAGGCACAUUGUCCUGUUAAAGCUCCGUAUGAAGGAACAGAGGAGGAUCAAGUCAACACCAUUUCUGCUCAGAUGCUUGCACAGGGUAUCAAAAUGGAUUGUAUAGUUCCAAGGGGAAAGCAAACUGUGGAUGGAAAUGGGGGAGUGAUGGAAGAGAAUGAUCAUCUGCUGGGUGUAUUUUCUAAGAAAAGUUCUUCGAAGGUAGUUUAUGUGGAGAGUCCAACUUCAUUAUUAGGUGCACUUAGAACUCGGAGAAUUUCUCCUGUCACAAUAUACAGAGGUGACCUUGAAAUAAGCUCAGCAUUGAAGAUCAAGGUAUGGGUUUACAAGAAAACAGCUGAAGAGAAGUUUCCCACUCUCAAAAAGUAUUCUGAUAAAGCGCCUCCAACAGAUAAGUUUGCUACUCACGAAAUCAAGGUAGAUUAUGAGUAUAAAAGUGUUGAAGAACCUAGUAGAAUUGUUCCUCCUGAACAAAGAAUUAAAGGUUAUCGGUAUGGACCACAAGUAGUUCCUAUUUCGUCUGCCGAAUGGGAUGCAGUAAAGUUCAAACCAGAGAAGAGUGUGAAGCUUCUGGGUUUUACAGAUGUGUCUAACAUAAUGCGGCACUAUUACAUGAAAGACGUCUCCAUCUUCAUUGCCGAUCCGGGUAAUAAAAAGGCCAUUCUCUCAGUUUCUGCCUUAGCUAGAGCUAUGAAGGAAAUGAAGAAGGUAGCAAUUCUCCGUUGUGUUUGGAGACAGGGUCAAGGGAAUGUCGUUGUUGGGGUACUUACCCCUAAUGUAUCGGACAAAGACAAUACUCCGGAUUCAUUUUACUUCAAUGUUCUUCCUUUUGCUGAGGAUGUCCGAGAGUUCCAGUUACCCUCAUUCAGUAACUUCCCUAUGUCACGGCAGCCAAAUGAAGAACAACAGGAGGCAGCAGAUAACCUGGUAAAAAUGUUUGAUCUUGCCCCAACUGGCAAAGAAGAAGCUCUGCAGCCGGAUUUCACACCGAAUCCCGUUCUGGAGCGUUUUUAUCGCCAUCUUGAAUUGAAAUCAAAGCACCCUGAUGCACCUGUGCCUCCACUUGACGAUACUCUCAAGAAGAUAACACAACCUGAUCCAGAAAUUCUUUCUGAGUGCAAAUCUGUUGUUGAUGAAUUUCGUAGGCUUUUUGAACUCAAGGAAAAUCCCAAGCUGAAGAAGUCUGCAAAGCGGUUACUCAGGGAUAAACCUUCUCGAUCAGAUGAGGAAGGAGAGGGUUCUGGGAAUGCUAAUGAUGUUGGAGCAGUGAAGUACAUAGAAAAUAAAUCGGCAGGCAAUAUUGAUAAAAUUGGGGACUUGACUCCUGUUCAAGAUUUUGAAGCUAUGAUGUCUCGAAGAGAUAGCCCAGAGUGGGUUAAUAAAGCAAUUAAGGACAUGAAAAAUAAAAUUUUUGACAUGGUGGAGAACUCUUGUGAAGGGGAUACCUAUCAGAAGGCACUGGAAUGUUUAGUAUCCCUCCGCAAGGGUUGUAUCCUUGAGCAAGAACCCAAACAGUUCAACGAAUUUUUGCGUCAUCUUUAUAAAUUCUGCCAAGAGAAAGACCUUAACAACUUCUGUGAGUUCCUUGCGUCCAAAGGGGUCUCUUUGAUCACAAAGACUGAAGCUGUAGACAGCGAAGUUACAGACGAUGAGGCUAGGAGCUUUACGGUUAAAAAAGAGCCAAAACAUGAGGAAGAACGAGGAGUGAAUAGCUUGCUUUAAUGGUUAUUAGACAUGUCUUGAUAUUUUGUGGUGUAUAGUCUCAUCCUAGUUCUGCUGGAAUUGGAACAAAUCACGUUUGUAGUCAGAUGUUUUUUAUUCAAUAUGAAAUUAGCUUAAUUUUAUAGCUUGAAGAGUCUCGUAUGGGUGUGUUUUGUUGAAUGGGUUAUGGUAUUGGUAC
Molecule: messenger RNA, 2415 nt
Organism: Rhododendron vialii
Lineage: Eukaryota; Viridiplantae; Streptophyta; Magnoliopsida; Ericales; Ericaceae
Product: ATP-dependent DNA helicase 2 subunit KU80
Exons: 12
Coding region: 135-2237 (700 amino acids)
Biological process (GO): cellular response to X-ray; double-strand break repair via nonhomologous end joining; telomere maintenance
Cellular component (GO): Ku70:Ku80 complex; nucleus
Molecular function (GO): damaged DNA binding; telomeric repeat DNA binding; DNA helicase activity
Source: RefSeq, a predicted model, not a curated record